Messenger RNA from Capsella rubella, 1731 nucleotides. RefSeq lists its product as uncharacterized. Gene Ontology annotation, cellular component: intracellular membrane-bounded organelle. The record is from RefSeq and is a predicted model, not a curated record. Lineage: Eukaryota; Viridiplantae; Streptophyta; Magnoliopsida; Brassicales; Brassicaceae. The transcript is spliced from 3 exons. The coding region runs from base 180 to 1514 and encodes 444 amino acids.
ACUCCCAAAGUGACUGAAUCCGAAAGUAAUCAUGGCGUCGAAGCAAAUGCUCUGAUCCUUAAAUCGAACUCUCUUUUACGCUCGUAUAUUCGUUUUUACAUUUUUCAAUCAAAAGGGGGAAGAUUAUUCAGUUUUCGGUGAAACCCUAUCUACAAAUUCGAUCUUAAACCCUAAAAAAGAUGGUGAAACCCUCCGAUUUCAAAGCAGUUCAUAGACUUAUUCAGUUGCAUUGCAGUCGAGUUAACGUGGUCGCGACGGGCCGGUCAAAACUUUCCGCUUUGUCUUUUCCGGCUCUUCCUUCAAAUGGGGUUUCUCAGCUUCAGCCUAAGUCCGGUUUCCACAGCUUUUCGUCGCGACCCACUUUGAAAAACUUUGGCUUGUCCCAGAUUCUUCCCUCAAAUGGGGUUUCUCAGCUUAAGCCUAAGACCAGUUUCCACAGCUUUUUGUCGAGACCUACGUCGAAAAAUGUGGGAUUAUUCCAGAUUCUAUCAAGUCCUAAGCUCGUACCUAGUUUGCAGAAUUGUGGCGUAGCCUUGGUUAAGCCCCGUGUGAAUAUGAACUUUGCAUCGGCUUUUAGAUUGUUUUCGAGCUCUGGAUUCCGAAAGGUCGAUGGGAAUUUCGCUAGGAAGGUUGUUGACAAGCCAAUCCAAGCUGUUAGUUCGACUUUUGCUAGAUACCGAAUGGCUUUAGGGUUGCACAUUGAUGCAUUUUGGAAGAAGAAUAACCUUUUGGUGUUUGGAGCAGGGGCUGUUUUUGUUUGUAUUUUCUUGUGGAGGAUCAUGUUUGGAAUUGCUAGCACAUUCGUGGGUCUCUCUGAGGGAAUGGCCAAGUACGGCUUCCUUGCUCUCUCCUCUGCCAUUGUUGCAUUUGCUGGUCUAUACCUUCGCGCAAGGUUCACGAUAAAUCCCGAUAAAGUCUAUAGGAUCACCAUGAGGAAGCUCAAUACGGCGGCUGAUGUUCUUGAAGUUAUGGGUGCCCCUCUGGCAGGAUCAGAUUUGCGUGCUUAUGUGAUGUCAGGUGGUGGCAUAACAUUCAAGAGAUUCAAGCCAUCAAUUAGGAACAAGCGUUGCUUUCUCCUAUUCCCGGUUCAAGGUUCUGAGAGAAAGGGCCUCGUUAGUGUCGAAGUGAAGAAGAAGAAAGGCCAGUAUGAUAUGAAGCUACUGGCAGUGGAUAUUCCAAUGGCGUCUGGUCCUGAUCAACGUUUAUUCCUUAUUGGUGAUGAAGAAGAGUACAGAGUCGGUGGUGGUUUGAUCUCUGAGUUAAGAGAUCCUGUGGUAAAAGCAAUGGCAGCAACCAAAGAGUUUGAUAACCUUGAUAGAAUUGAAGAGGAAGAAGACGCAGAAAGAGAACUUCAAGAAGCCGAAAGAAAACAGCGUGAAGAAGAGGAAAGAAAGCAGCGUGAAGAAAUUGAACUUGAAGAAGAGGAAAGAAAGCAGCGUGAAGAACUGGAACUUGAAAAAGCGGAAAGGAAGCAGCGUGAAGAAACUGAGAAGCUCGAGAAACAGAGUUCUUAGUUGGUUCUGUCAUACAUGCACACAAACUUAACAUCUUCAGUGGAUAUAGAACAUCACCACAAAUCUGUUCAAUAGCCUAACUUUUGCAGAAUAAAUUUCAGAGUAUUUUACAGUUUCUAGUUUGUAAUUUUUCAGAGGAAAAGGUGCAUUUUGUGACUUUGUCCUAUGUAAACUGGUUUUGGCUUGAAGAAGGAUAAAGUUUAUGUCUUUCCGGUUA